Zingiber officinale is the source of this 1652-nucleotide messenger RNA. RefSeq names its product probable trehalose-phosphate phosphatase F. Gene Ontology annotation, molecular function: trehalose-phosphatase activity. Bases 295 to 1488 code for a protein of 397 amino acids. The transcript is spliced from 11 exons. The record is from RefSeq and is a predicted model, not a curated record. Gene Ontology annotation, biological process: trehalose biosynthetic process. NCBI's taxonomy places the organism in Eukaryota, Viridiplantae, Streptophyta, Magnoliopsida, Zingiberales, Zingiberaceae.
CUCAGUUCAUGUGCUUCAAGCUGUGAAGAUUUGAUUCUUCUAAAGGGCAUACAAGCUCAAAUGAUUGACUGACUCGUGUAAUGCUUUAUAGGUUUUGCAAUGAUAAGUCCUCAGUUGGCAUCCGCUUGAUGGGCUGCAUGCACUUAUCAACUGACAAGAACACAUUGAAGAGGUGGUUUUUCAUUGAUAAACGGGUUGGAUAAUACUUGGGAAAAAGUAAGAGAAAGUCAGAUUAAUAGACUAAGAAUCAGUUUGAUAUAUACUACUUUUGGGCAAAACUUUGUUGGUGAAUCAAUGGAUUUGAAGUCAAACCAUAGUUCACCUGUCUUGACUGAUCCUGCACCUUUGAGCAAGUCAAGACUGGGCUUGCCCUCUAACAUUACACCAUGUUCGCCGGCAGCAUUGCUUUACUCAUCCUCUGGUUUGUAUCUAACAAUACCUGAAAUACUAAAUGGUAAACAUGAUGAUGUCCUUGUUAAUGGUUGGCUGGACUCAAUGAUAGCAUCUUCACCUCCUCGCAAGAAGUUGAACAAGGAUAUCAUCUCUGAAUCUCAAGUGGAUGAUAAUGAUGCUGCUUAUCAAACCUGGAUUAUAAAUUAUCCAUCUUCUUUAAAUUCAUUUCACCUAAUCACAAAUGAUGCUAAAUGCAAGAUGAUUGCAUUGUUUUUGGACUAUGAUGGGACUCUUUCGCCAAUUGUCGAUAAUCCUGACCUUGCAUUCAUGUCGAGUGCAAUGCGUGCUGCUGUAAAAGAAGCUGCUAAUUAUUUCCCCACUGCAAUAAUCAGUGGCAGGUCUUGUGACAAGGUGCAUGAAUUUGUGAAGUUAUCCGAGCUGUAUUAUGCUGGCAGUCAUGGUAUGGAUAUAAUGAGCCCAAUCAGAGUAUCUGAAUCUUUUGGUGACCAUCCUGAUUGCAUUAAGACAACUGACAGAAAGGGUAAAGAAGUACAUCUCUUCCAGCCUGCUCGUGAGUUUCUACCAAUGAUCAAUGAGGUUUAUAAAUCCCUCAUUGAGAUCACUAAUAAUAUCGUAGGUGUCAAAGUAGAGAAUAAUAAGUUUUGUGUCUCUGUACAUUACCGCAAUGUUGAUAAAAAGAUGUGGGAUCAAGUUGGAUGUUGCGUUUUCGGCUUGCUAAAGGGUUUUCCUCGCUUGCGUGUUACCCAUGGACGGAAGGUUUUAGAGGUCCGUCCUGUGAUCGACUGGAACAAGGGUAAAGCCGUUCAGUUUCUGCUCGAAUCACUACAGCUUAGCCAACGCGACGACGUGCUCCCAAUUUACAUUGGAGAUGAUCGUACCGAUGAAGAUGCAUUCAAGGUCCUGAGGGAGAGUAGCCGUGGAUUCGGCAUCCUAGUUUCGAAUGUGCCAAAGGAAACUAAUGCCUCCUACUCCCUUAGAGACCCAUCCGAGGUACAAGAGUUUCUCAAGUCUCUUGUGAGAUGGAAGAAGUUCACAACAUCACAAACUGAAGAUAUUGCAACAAUAAAGAUUUGAUUGAAAGCAUAGAUAAUAAUCUGGCCUAUAAAGUAGUAGCAAGUGAGCCAGAAAUUUCGUUUUUGUAUUUUUUUUUUAUUGUUUUUCAAGUCGAAGGACCAUGUCUCUUUCAUUUGUAAUCUGUUUAUGGUUGUCACUUGACUCCCUGUACCUUUUGAAGUUAU